AUGACUACAGAAAACAGAGAAAAAAUCGAAGCAACGAUCGUCAUGAACACCGAAACUAAUAAAGUAAGCAUUAAAAUUCCACCUUUUUGGCGAGAGAAACCCGACAUUUGGUUUUACCAAGUAGAAGCACAGUUUCAAAUAAAUAAGAUCACAACUGAAGAAACCAAAUUUAAUUAUUUGAUAUCCCAACUGGAACCGAAGUAUGUAGAAAAUAUUUGGGACAUUAUUAAAGACACUAAGCCUAACAAAUAUACCUUGGCGAAAGAAAGACUUUUAAAUACGUUUUACGAAAGCGAAAACAAGAGAAUUCAGCGCUUAGUUACCGGAUUAAAACUUGGAGAUUACAAGCCAAGCCAACUUUUACAAAAACUGAACAAUUUAGGAGCAGACGAUUUUUCAGAGAAAGUGUUAAAAUCUUUAUGGCUUGAUAAAAUGCCGGAUUUUAUACGAAAUAUUCUGCUUGUAAGUGAAGAAAGUUUAGAUAAACUGUCUACGAUAGCGGAUAAAAUUCACGAAAUGAAAACUGGGGAAAAAUAA
Molecule: messenger RNA, 537 nt
Organism: Parasteatoda tepidariorum (common house spider)
Lineage: Eukaryota; Metazoa; Arthropoda; Arachnida; Araneae; Theridiidae
Source: RefSeq, a predicted model, not a curated record